Molecule: messenger RNA, 1674 nt
Organism: Triticum dicoccoides
Lineage: Eukaryota; Viridiplantae; Streptophyta; Magnoliopsida; Poales; Poaceae
Exons: 12
Coding region: 153-1577 (474 amino acids)
Biological process (GO): protein phosphorylation
Molecular function (GO): protein kinase activity; ATP binding
Source: RefSeq, a predicted model, not a curated record
UCUCUCCCUUCCCGCCCCUCGCCCCCUCCCACUGCAUAAAGCAGCCUGAAGAGGCUUCCUUUGUAAGCCAUCACGCAUCCGUACGCACACCAAACCGCGAUUCGCGACGAAGCCAUAGACCCUAGCUCUAGGUUUAGCUCCCUGCCCAGAGGAUGAGCGGCGGCGGCGGAAGAUGGGGCGCCGCGGGAGGCGGCUACAUCAUCGGUGUUGUCAUCCGAAGCUUGAUGGGGCGAUGCGGCAAGUACACGGCCACCCCGUCUAUGGGAAGCUUCUGGCCCAAGGGCAGACCAGGCGGCGGAGGCGGCGGGCUGGGCGAUGGCAGCGCCAUCUUCUUCCAGACCAAAUGGCGCCCAAGCAAUCCAGAGAUUGCGGCCCUGAAGCGUGUCCUGGCGUCUGUGGACCGUGCGUCUCGACAUCAGAAUCAGAAGGGCAUGGAAGGAUCUGGGCUACUGCAAGAGGCUGCUAACACCGGGGAAAUGGAGAUUGGUUUGACACCAUCAGAGGUAACAUCUGAAUCAGAAGAAUCAAGGCAGUUGCAGAUGACCGAGGCUUGGCGUAAAAGAGGCACAGAGAAGAAAGUAGGCAUAAUUGACAUCGUUCAUGCCAGCCGUGGAGAUCACUGUCAGGGAACUGUUAAUAAUGAGACACUUGGUUACUUAGUUGGAAGGGUCUAUCCUUUCCAAACACGUCUGGGAAUUGAUAAGGGCCGAUUGCCCUUCAGGAAACAUCUAUUUAAUGAGAUGGCUCACUGUGCUGCUAACUGUUGGAACCCAGAGACUGAGUCUUCUUAUGGAUGGGUAGAGUCUAUGGGCAUUCCAGACAGAUAUGCAUAUGAUUUAAAAUCUCACUUUGACAAAAGUGGCCUUCCACUUGUAGCCCAUGAGAAGUUUUCAAAGCCUAUAGAAGUCGAGGAGUUUCAGGCUUAUUCAACUGUCGGUGUUGCUGAUUAUACUUCUCUUGAGGUCCUAUUGAAGAAAGGAUGUCCAAUGGAAUGUGACUGGUGGUCACAUGGAGCUAUUAUGUAUGAGAUGCUUGUGGGUUAUGCACCAUUUUAUUCCGAAGAUCCAAUGUCAAUGUGUAGGAAGGUGAGCCUAAUUGUGCAGAUAGUAAAUGGGAGAAGCCAUCUUAAAUUUUCUGAAGAGGCCAGACUUUCAUCAGAAGCUAAAGAUCUAAUCAAUAAGCUAUUAUGUAAUGUGAAUCAGAUAUUUGUAAUGAACAGAUCACAUAUGAUAAAGGCUUAUCCAUGGUUUAGAAGCGUUGAAUUGGAAAAGCUAUAUCAGAUGGAAGCAGCUUUCAUACCCGAAGUUAUUGAUGAAUUGGACACACAAAACUUCAAGAAUUUUGAGGUGACCGCCCUUCCCAUGCUAAAUUGGACUGCUGAAGAUAUAAUGGCCUAUGCGAAAUCAGGACACAGGAAAAAAAAGAAUAAACUAAGGGAUAAAGAUGGUAAAGAUAAAGAUGAUAAAGUAAUAAGGUUGAGAAAAACCAAGGAAAAUAAUGUCAGAUCAUCAUCUGGUGGUGGGGGGAGCAGCUCUGGCAAUACUGCUCUUGUAUGUUUAGACUUUAGAUGCAGAUGAUGAAAGUAGCUUGGAAAGUUACAGAGAAGGAAUCCGACGUCUUCGCGCAUGGUGCCGGGACAACGGCACAUGUGUGGAUAUUUCCAGCCUGUGUGGA